Molecule: messenger RNA, 3560 nt
Organism: Blepharisma stoltei
Lineage: Eukaryota; Ciliophora; Heterotrichea; Heterotrichida; Blepharismidae
Source: the annotation of a GenBank genome assembly
AUGGUUUCCAUCCAGGCAUUUGACAGCGACAAGGCUAUUCUCAUUUCUUUGAAUAUAGUUUUUCUUCAUCAAGCCAUUUUUACUCAUGCCCAGAGGAUUAUCAAAGAUUAGAACUUUUUGUUUGAUAUCAAAGCCCAAGAAUAGCUUUCUGCAAAGGCUGCUCAGAUGCAGAUGAGCUUCCCUUGAUUUCUCACUACUCCUCCGUAAGCGAAGAAAAAAUUGUUUAUGAAAAACUUUUUAUAUAUAUAAAGUGAUUAUUAGUAUAAUGAAAUCUCUUGCUGAUUCUGUUUAAAUUUAAAAAAUUUGCAUUUUAAAACAUAAUUUUUACAAAUUAAAGAAAUAUUUGCUUCCAAUUUUUGUGAAUGGGAUUCUUUAAAUUUCGAAAAAAUAAUAGGUAAAUAGCCUUUUUUGUAAUAGUUUCCUCACAAAAAGGAAGCUUAUCGACUAUAGCUGGUAUCGGUAGCAACUAUGGCCUAAUUGCUAUGGUGUAGACGUCCCGAGAAGGAACCGCUCAGGACAGUAGAAUCUGCUUCCCUCUCGGCUUAUCUUCAAGCCUCGGAACGAUUCAUACUCUAAACUGAACCGAGGAAUGACAGUCGCUAAUGUUGCCAUUUUAUUGUGACCACUCAUACCCAAAAAAUAUUAAAUAUAAACUUUUAUACAAUUUUAAUCCAAAAAAUCUCAGAAAAGCUUCAGCCUCCAUCUGAGUACCUUGACUAUUUAAAUAAACGAGCAGAAGCAAUCCAAGAUUUUGACCUCAAAAAACAAUAUUUUAAAGAAAUCCUCAACAUCUACAAAACCUCUAAAAUGCAGAUCAGCCUUAAAGCUCUUCCUUCAAUAGCCCAGAUGAUCACUUUUGAUGAUGAACCGAUUAUUAUUGAAGCAGUCGACGUCCUAAGCCUUAUGCUUCAAAAUAAUGAUGAAUCCAUUAAUGCAAUGAUUUAUAAUGGAGUCCUUAUAGAUUUACUCAAAUUGUGCGGAAACAAGUCCUCAGAAAAAAGCUAAAUCUCAAUAAUUAAUAAAAAAUAAUUUUUUAAAAAAUAAUUUUUAAAUAAUUAAUUAAAACCAGAAAAAAUUAUCAAAGCAGCUAUCAGCUUUUUACUAGAAAUCACAGAAAUUAGCGAGCAAGCAAGAUUUCUUUUGUACUUUUCAGGGAAAAAGGAAACACUUGCAAAGUUAAUAAUGGCUGAAAACAAACUAAUAAGCACAAAAGCCAUUGACAUUAUUUAUAAAGUCUAUUAUCCAAAUGAAGAUGCUAUUCGAAAGCUAUUUUCAUAUGAAAAAUUAUCCAUUUCUAAAGAAACUAAUGAAUCCAAAGGUUGGAUAAAUAACUAUUCCAUUGCAAUAAUAUUAAACCCCCGCUCUGUUAGAGAAUAAAAUCAUUGGAAAAAUUCUUAUUUUUUUGGGUAAAAUCCCAUUUUUAGGCAAAUAAAAUUUUUAUGAUAAAAAUAUCUUGAUAUAUGCAAUUUUAAACAUCUUGCAUUUUAAAACAUAUUUUACAAAUUAAAUUAAUUUUUAUUUUUUAAUUUUUGUAAUUGGGAUUUUUAAAGAGCUUACUGAGAGAGGAAGGAUUAAGCAAAGUUAUAGAAAGCGUGCCAGAUGAAGUAGAAAGAAUUAUCGAGCUGAAAAUUAUUGAUUCUUUAUUAGAAUCUUUAGGAGAGCAUUCAAUUAUCAUUGUAAAUACUUCAUUAAUGUGCUUGUCACAUAUGAUUAGGUCUGGAGAAAAUAAAGAUAAAUCGGAAAACCCUUUUGUAGCAGCAUGCAAAAGCUCUGAUUUUUUUAAUUACUUACAAAAGCAGGCAGAUAUUUUAUUUUUCUAUUUUCUAAUUAUUUUUUCUCAAAACUAAUAAUUCAUUAUAUAUACCCUUUGAAUCAGUAAAACAAAAUUUUCUUUAUUAUCAGGAUGCCGAGUUAGAGCAAUUAGCUGAAAGAAAUUCUCUUGCAAAAUCUCUCUGUGUGCAAUGCUUAAAAAAUGAAGAAGCAAUGAGCUCUAUUUAUAUGGAAGAUCUUGAAAUGAUGCGAAAAUCCGAAAAAAUGGCACUUAAAGAAAGUUUGCAAUCUGUAGAUGGAGGAGAGGAAGUAGAGUUUACUGUUAAUAAAGAAUUCAAUUUGAUGUUUAGACCAGAAGACAUCGAAGGACAAUGCUCUAAUGAAAAAGAUGUUGAGGAAUUUGAAUUUGAAACAUCACUGCACAACAAUUUCGGUAGAAAUAAUAAUAAAAAAGCGCUUUUUAAUACCUCCAAUAAUUCCAUAAAUAAUAAAGACAAAGAUUGCAAGGAAGCAAAUACUUUAAAGCCAAUUUCUAUAUGCAUUGAAUCACCGAAUUCUACCGUAAAAUUUGAAGAAAAAGGAGAAGCUAGCAAUAAAACUACAAAAAAUAUUGCUCUGACAUCAAAUAAUCAUAAAUUCAACAUAUCUUUAAGUACCCUAACAGAGUCGCCUUCAAUUUCAAUCAAAAUUACAGAUGAAAAAUUAUCAGAAAAAGCUCAAACAAUGACUGAGAAUAAAACUCUUUUAAGCGAAAAUCAGUCAAUUCCUAUAGAAAUAAAGCCAAAUCCAAAGGGUGAGCUUUCAGUUGAUGAAGCAUUAUUUUAUAUAGAAAUCAAGCCAUGUCCUAAAAAUGAACUUUUCUUACUCCCCCUUCCGUUUGCGAACAAAACCAUUUUGAAAAAUCCCUAUUUUUUGGCCAAAAACCUACCGUCGUCAACGAAAAAAUUUUUGAUAGAAAAUACAUAUGAAAAAUAAAUUUGGAAAACAUAGUGAUAAUUAAUAUAAUGAAAUCUCGAGCUAAUUCUGUUUAAGUUUUAACAAAACAUAAAUUUUGCGAAUUAAAUUAAUAUUUACUUUCCAAUUUUUGAGAAUUAAGUUUUUUAAAACCCAUUUAUAUAUAUAAAUUUUUGUAAAAAAAAUUAACCCCAACAAAUUUUUUUAUUCGCUUACGGAAGGGGGAGUUAGAAAAAUCCACUUUUACUAUAAAUAUAAAACCAGUUUUAAAGAAGGAAAAAUUCUGCAUUGAAAAAUCACAAUCAUCAGUAGCAAUUAAGCCGAACCUAAAAAGGACAAAAUUUUUAAUUCAAAUUCAGCCAUCUUCAAUUAUCAUCGAGCCAACAAAGAAUAAAGUUACUAAUGUAAUUACUAGCAAACCAGCUUUAGAAGCCUCUCCUAAUCCAAAAACUCCUGAAAAAGUUGAAAAGCAAGUGGAAGAAGUUAAAACUCCUAAAACCAGCAAAGUCUCCAAUUCAGCUACAACUCUGGCGAGUAUAGAUUCUUCUCCAAAAACUCCAAAUACAACAUCAUCGUCACCUGAAAGAUAUAGAGAAAGUACUUAUUCCUACUCUCAAGCAUCAACAACACCAUCAUAUUCUUACCUUCCUUCAACCUAUAGUCAAUCUUCAAUCUCGAGAUCUUCUACUUAUUCCGAUUAUUCUUAUACUAGCAGCUCCCCGAGCUGGGCAAGUACCUUUACAGGAAGCGCGACAAGGGAAUGGAAUGGAAACAUGUAUAGGCCAAAAAAGAAAGAUGGGACUCCAGAUAUGAGAUACAAAGCAAACUACAGAUAA